Messenger RNA from Entelurus aequoreus (snake pipefish), 4931 nucleotides. RefSeq names its product histone deacetylase 7-like. Gene Ontology annotation, biological process: chromatin organization; negative regulation of transcription by RNA polymerase II. The transcript is spliced from 27 exons. Gene Ontology annotation, molecular function: histone deacetylase activity. Bases 435 to 3335 code for a protein of 966 amino acids. The record is from RefSeq and is a predicted model, not a curated record. Gene Ontology annotation, cellular component: histone deacetylase complex. NCBI's taxonomy places the organism in Eukaryota, Metazoa, Chordata, Actinopteri, Syngnathiformes, Syngnathidae.
CCUUCCGUCGCCUUGGUUUCGAGCUGUGUGUUUCGCUCCUUUGGACUUCCCGCCCCCGGAUCUCGACUGCCGUCCCUCGAUCCUCUACCCCCUUGCAUGGACACAGACUCUGAUGCCUCUCUGUCACCCUGGAUCAUCUGCCUGCCCCACGGACUGUCUUCCUGCUUUGUCCCUCCUUUCGCUCACCGCAACACUAGUGCUGAUGAGUGAGGCUGAGCAGACUAAGCUGGUAACCAAAACAGAGGAGGAGACGUGGAAACGCAGAGAAUCAUCAUCAGGCACACUAAUCAUUGCAUGACGGCCACAUCUGAAGACAUCUUCCCGUGUGUGAGACAAUGGAAUCAUCACCCAUAGGGACAUCAUAAAGACAUAAAGAGAGACAGUAUUUCAUCCGGUGGCAGAUUCCUGUGUGCCGCGCGUGGCCUCCUUCGCCCAUGGACCUCAGGGUGGGAGAGCGGGGGAUGCGCCCCGGCUCCGACACGGCGCUCCUCAGUCCGCUGCACCCGCCGCUGCUUCUCAGCCCGUUCUCCCCGCCGGCCCGCACCUCCUUCUCCCAGCAGCAGCUGCAGCAGCACAUCCGGUUCAAUAUGGAGCAGAGGCGACGUGAACAGGAACACCAGGAGAAGCAUCAAGAACUGCAGCAGCUAAAAAACAAGGACAAGAGCCAACAAAGUGCAGUGGCCAGUUCACUGGUGAAACAGAAGCUCCAGCAGGUCAUCUUGAAGAAGCAGAAGCAGGCGGCGCUGGAAAGAACCAGCUCCAACCCUUUGGCUGUAACGCCAGUGGCAUACAGAAAACUGGGCCCAGACCCGAAUGUUCCGUCCCAACCUCUGGUCUCCUCUCCGUCACAGCCUUCCUCUGAGGGCUCAGAAAGAACGCCACUACGCCGGGCAGCGUCUGAGCCCAAUCUGAAAGUCAAGCACAAGCUCAAGAAGCAUCUCAACACCCGAAAGAGCCCGCUCACCCGCAAAGAGAGCGCCCCGCCCACUGUCAGACACAGAGUACCUGAUACACUGGUAGACUCCUCACCCAGCAGCAGCAGCACUCCAGCCUCAGGCUGCAGCUCGCCUAAUGACACUUUUCCCAAUGAAAACGGGCUGCUGCCAUCUGCAGGCGGACUCUCGCAUGAGGCACAGAAGCUGCUGCUCAGAGACGGCACGCUGGCUAACUUCACCAUCCAGAGUCCUUCCACCCUGCCCACCAUCACACUGGGACUACCAGCCAAUGCCAGGGUUGAAGGAGAGCUGUCCCCUCUGAAAGUGGGUGGAGUGCCCAUGGUCGCAGCCGGGACCCCACAGGUGUGGUUGCCCCUGAGCAGAGAGGAUCAGCUCAGCCCUCGCCUACCUGUUAUCAUCCUGGAGCCUUCUGGACUGGUGCAUGCUCCGCUCCUCUCUGUGCCGGGCCUGGAGUCUGUGCCGCUGCAGUUCGCCUCGCACUUGGACCAGCUGUCCCCGGGGGGCGCUCAGGCCCACAAGCCCCUGAGCCGGACGCGCUCGGAGCCCCUGCCGCAGAGCACGAGGGCCCUCCACACGCACCUGCUCCAGCAGCACCACAACACGCAGCUGCUGGAGAGAUUACAACAGCAGACUCACCUUGGCAAGCUCAUGUCCAAAUCCAGCGAGAAGCCCAGACUCCACCAGAUCCCCUCUGAGGACAUGGACUCGGAGGACGGCGGGGGGACGUCGCCGUCAGAGCCGGGCUAUCCAAGCAGAGGGAGGGCUGAUUCCAUCAGGGAGGCGGAGCCAGCAUCUUCAACAGGAUCCAGUAACCAAGAGCAGCUCAACUUACAACACGCACUCAUACUCAACCAGUCUUUGCUAUGGGAGCAGCAGAAGCAGCUGCAACAGUUGCACCGACAAAUGGAGACCCUGGCCGUCCCGAUGCUACGUAGCGGUGGAAGCGGUGGCGUUGGCGGCGCUCUGGGCGUGCACCGCCCCCUGUCGCGUACGCAGUCCUCACCGGCCUCCACGUCUCUCACCCUGCCCGAAAAACCUCUGAGCCUGACCGGGCAGGAAGCGAGCAGCAAACCACGCUUCACCACUGGCUUGGUGUAUGACUCCCAGAUGCUGAAGCACCAGUGUACAUGUGGAGACAACAGCAGUCACCCCGAGCAUGCUGGGAGAAUACAGAGCAUCUGGUCCCGACUACAAGAGCGAGGCCUGAGGGGCCAGUGUGAGAGCAUUCGCGGCCGUAAGGCCACCUUGGAAGAGCUGCAGUCCGUCCACAGUGAGCGCCACGUUCUGCUCUACGGCACCAACCCGCUCAACCGGCUCAAACUGGAUAACCGCAAACUGGCAGGAAUCCUCUCUCAGAGGAUGUUUGUUAUGCUGCCAUGCGGAGGUGUCGGGGUGGACAACGACACCAUCUGGAACGAGUCGCACACGUCCACGGCGUCGCGCAUGGCUGCCGGCAGUGUUGUCGAGCUGGCGGUCAGAGUGGCCAAGGGGGAGCUCAAGAACGGCUUUGCUGUGGUCAGACCACCAGGGCACCAUGCUGACCCUUCCAACCCAAUGGGCUUCUGCUACUUUAACUCUGUGGCCAUCGCUGCCAAACAGCUCCAGCAGAAGCUCAGCGUCAGCAAAAUCCUCAUUGUGGAUUGGGAUGUUCACCACGGUAACGGCACCCAGGAGGUUUUCUACAACGACCCCAGCGUCCUCUACCUGUCGCUUCACCGCUACGACCACGGCAACUUCUUUCCUGGCAGCGGCUCACCGGCGGAGGUGGGGUCUGGCGCCGGGGAGGGCUUCAACGUGAACGUGGCGUGGACGGGAGGACUGGAGCCUCCCAUGGGGGACGCUGAGUACCUUGCAGCGUUCAGGACCGUGGUGAUGCCCAUCGCCCAGGAGUUUUCCCCGGACGUGGUUCUGGUCUCAGCAGGUUUUGACGCUGCCGAGGGCAACCCUGCGCCUCUAGGAGGCUACAAGGUGUCUGCCAAAUGUUUCAGCUUUCUGACCCGCCAGUUGAUGUCCCUAGCAGGGGGUCGCCUGGUUUUGUCGCUGGAGGGCGGUCACGACCUCACCGCGAUCUGCGACGCGUCCGAGGCUUGCGUCAGCGCGCUGCUCGGUGCACAGGAUUCGCUGUCAGAGGAGGUGCUGUUGCAGAAACCCAACGCUAACGCCGUCCACUCCCUGCAGACGGUCAUACAAAUACAAAGUGAAUACUGGCCGAGUGUGAAGACUUGCAGCAGCUCAGUGGGUGUCUCCUACCUGCUCGCCCAGACUGGAGACUGCGAGGAAGCAGAUGCUGUAAACGCUCUGGCCUCGCUCUCAGUGGGAGUUCUUUCCACCGAGAGCCUUCCAGAUGAGCCAAUGGAGCAUGACAGCGACUCCAUGUGACCCCCCCCCCCCCCCUCACCACCUCGCUCAGCUCACCUUCAGGAAACGAGGCGGGGGCCCCCGCUCGGGGCCCCUGGACCUCCAGCACUGCUCGCAAAGCUUCCAUCCGCCCGUCUGCCUUAUCCCGUACGUCUGAUGAUGUCAUACAAGCGCCUCAAAGCUGGGAACCAUUCAGCGGUAACCUCACCAAACCUCACCAAAGAGCAAUACGAGAUGUCGUUGUCAUGUCGACGGACUUUUUGACUGACAAGGAGUUGUGCCUUUCGUACGGCACGACAAUGUUUUUGUCCCGGAAGCACAACGUUGCAGGUGCUGUCUUAACUUUGCCUUCACUUUAGGACCAACCACUUUGGAUUCCUUCCUUCUAUGCCACUUUGCCUCCCCAAAACAAAUCCCAUUUUUGAAGCAACCCUGACAGGUGAAAGCGCACACACACACACACACACACACACACACACACACACACACACACACACACACACACACACACACACAAUGUAGAAAACACAGCACAUUUAAUGUCCUCCAUGUAUUUGAACCACUACGAGACAAUGACAACUGUGGUUUACUAGCAAUACUUCCAUGCUUGAUUGCACUGUUCAUUCCUCACUGUGAAGUGUAAGAGAUUUCCAAAGCUCCUCCUCUCUUUAAAGAGUCGUCAUGGCGACGUCUUUUUACGCACUCCGAAUUGUUACGUACUGUGGAAUUGCGCUUACCGUGACUUAAUGCGUCGCUUAUGUACCACUGGUAUUGUCUUUUUUUAAAAAAAUAGAUGUUCAUUCCAUAGCGGACCAUUGUGAUAAAUGAUGUUUGUGAUCGCACUUCAACACAUCGCACAAGCGAGAGCCCGCGUGUUGCCGUUAUAAGGCUUGAGUGGACCAUGUCCUCCUGAGAGACCGUAUGUUCCCCGAAAUAAGCCACGCCCACUCAAUUUGAGAAGAAAACUCAUAUUUUCACAAAAGUGAAAUCUAAGUAAGAUGAAGUAUCUCAAAUAAGGCUGAUUAUUAAUUAUUUUUUGUCUGAUAAGAUCAUUCUUCUCACUAAGCAGAUUUGAUGUUAGAGUGUUUUACUUGUUUUGCUCCUAAAUGAUCUCAGUAAGAUAUUACAGCUUGUUUGAUGAGAUUUGAUGAGCUAUAUCGAGUAAAACAUGCUUGAAACUAGAAUAUCAACUGUUGCAAAGCUGCGUCAUCAACACUCACAAGUAUAAAACUACUUUUUUAAAGUAAUCAUUUCUUAUUUCAAGCAUGAAAGGGAAAAAAAUCCUGACUUUGACACAAUUGUGUCUCAUAAUUAAAACAGAUGACAGCCAAAUGGACUUUGCUGUUUUAUUUUCAAUGAAACAAUAGAAAUUAAAGCUGCAAGCAGCGUUGGUCGGGUCCGCAUUUUGGCAGGUGCUAGUCCUAGGUGUCCCAAUACUUUUGUCCAAUGGUAGUCCUGAGUGAGACCUACAUAGAGGUUUUUGUUGCAUGUCUCUACGAUAUUCGUACUGGGAGUUAGAGGAAGUUGUGUCUGUGUUUUUUUCCCAGUGGUUCUUUUCUUUGAAGGCUCGUAAAAUCAAAACCGUAGCACUUAUUAAAACGCUUUCGCCAACUUUUA